AUGGCACCGACAUCAUCCAUUGAGAAACUUCCCCUGCAUGUCACCAGUGGUAUUCUCGCCCAGUUGGACACGAUCGCCCAGCUUAGCCUCGUUGUCAGAAGUCAUCGAAUUUUCCAUGAUGCCUUCAACGAAAAUAGCCAGACAGUCGCCCGAAGCGUCGUUCUCAACCAGAUCCCUCCAGGGAUGUUUCCGUACGCGGCUGCUCUCCUACAUUCGAUCCACGUCAACCCGAGCAAGCAUGACGCAGUUCGAGAACUCCUUUCGCAGCUGGAAACUACCCUUACCAGCAACAACACUAAGAUAGGCCAAUUGAGCCAUUACCCACUGUCUGCAUACGCUGCAUUGAGCCGCGACCUCUCAGCCGUUGAGAUUCUGAGAAACGACAUGGUAGCCGAAACUCUUCCCUUAUUCAAGAGCAGGUUCGAAUUUGAUCAUACACCAGAAGCCUCCGAUCAAGAACUCUACCGACUGAAUCGGGCGUUCUUACGAUACCAGCUCAUGUGCAACCUCUUCUGUAUUCCUUGCAAAGUUGGUAGGCCUCUAUCUUGUGAAGAAAUCACUCGAUGUUUCUUCUCGUCCUUCUCUCCAUGGGUGAAUGAGCAGAUGCUUUGCGUGUAUGCGUACCUCGAGCGAAAGGUGGCAGAGGCAUUCGAUGAUGUCGCUGCUCAUGAUGUGGAUCACGGUGAAAUGCCAAUCGAUUGGGAGGAGGACGGAACGGAAAGUUCUCAUAUCCAGUCACACCUUUGCCGUGGACUUCCUUUUCUAGUCGCCGUUCUCCGCGCACGAACAUUUGGCGAAAGAGAAUCUCUGUUGCCGAUGCAUCCCAAACCAAAAAGAUACUACGACAGCGUCCCCUUUGAGAUCCUGCGUCUCAUGAUGCCCGAGAAAGCGUUUGUUGACGAAUUGAACCCCGUCGAAUGGUGGGUUCCACUGAGCGAAUGCUCAUCAUCCAAUAUUGCCAAGUUAUCGACACCAUUGGACGGCGAACGGGAUGCGCUUUCCUCAAACCCUUGCCAGUUGUGGCUCCAAGCACACAAAGAAGACGAGGUUUAUGAGAUCGUGGUGGACAAGUACUUCUCUAAAGCCCUCUGGGAAUGCGCAUAUCUCAUAUGGGACUGGGAACAAACAACGGAUCUGGAAAGAAGAUGUGCUGCGGUUUCGAAUAUGAAGCUCUUCUUUCCCCGCGCCCGACUGUCGUGGACAAUUGAAGAGUUCAGAUUAUCCGAGAUGCAGAGAACCUGUAUAUGGCUUUUCGGGGGUCAUGGUUACUGGCCACGCCGGCGGAGAUCCGACGAGCAUUUUGACUUCAGCGGAAUAUCUGGCAUCGAGGAGAAUGAUGAGGCCAAACUCAUCGUCAAGUUCCGGAUUGAAGAGAAGAAGAUAAUCGAUGAAUUGCGGAACCUAUGA
This is a messenger RNA of Colletotrichum karsti, 1407 nucleotides long. RefSeq lists its product as uncharacterized. Bases 1 to 1407 code for a protein of 468 amino acids. Lineage: Eukaryota; Fungi; Ascomycota; Sordariomycetes; Glomerellales; Glomerellaceae. The record is from RefSeq and is a predicted model, not a curated record. The transcript has 3 exons.